AUGUGCGAUCGCCUUCAUGAUGAAGCUCUCUCCCCAAGCUCUAACUUGUUUUUGCAGAUUCAAAUUAUCGACACACAUUGGACACAGCCGGAUCCCGAUACCCCGGAUGCGCAAGCGGGUGAAAUCAAGCUCGACUAUGUCAAGACCGCCGAGGCCACUCACUCCUAUCCCGUGACCCGUAUUCUCUGGGAGCCUCCCUCAUCACAAAAGCAAUCAACCGAUUUAUUGGCUACGUCGGGCGACCACCUCCGUCUAUGGUCUCUUCCUAGCGCCCAACCUUUGCAGAGCUCCAAUUCCAUCACACGACCUACCAAUCAAAGAGAGGCACCCCUUUCCAAGCUCUCUCCGCUGGCACUCCUGUCAAAUUCUAAGUCCCCCGAGCAUACGGCCCCUAUUACCUCGCUUGACUGGAACACAAUAUCCCCCAGCUUGAUCAUCACUUCGAGUAUUGAUACCACGUGUACCAUCUGGGAUAUUCCGACCUUGACAGCCAAAACCCAGUUGAUUGCGCACGACAAGGAGGUUUACGACGUUCGUUUCUGUGCGAACAGUGUUGACGUGUUUGUCAGCUGUGGUGCCGAUGGCAGUGUCCGCAUGUUCGACUUGCGCAGCCUCGAGCACAGCACCAUCAUAUACGAGCCAACGGAUAAGACAGAAAAGCCUGUGAUGAGUCCUGGCAACUCUAGCCCAUCCGGCCCAUCAUCCUCCGGGCUGUUCCCUCCUCCUUUGCUGAGAAUCGCAGCAUCCCCACACGAUGCCCAUCUCCUCGCCACUUUCUCCUCGGAAUCGAACGUAGUCCGCGUUCUGGACGUACGACAGCCCGGCCAGGCACUCCUCGAACUCAAGGGCCACUCUGCUCCCCUCAACUGUGUCGAGUGGUCACCAAAUCGACGGGGUAUAUUGGCUUCCGGUGGCGACGAUAGUCUCGUUCUCAUCUGGGAUCUCAUCAAUCAACAGAACGCCGCGCCUCUUUCUCCUCCCGCACAGAAUCCCGGAACACCAGCAACACCAUCUGAGCGCGGUCCGGCUGCCGCUUGGCAAUGUGACUACGAAGUCUCUAAUAUUAGCUGGUCCCCACAAAGCGGAACCAAUUCGUCCGGGAACCCGCGGGAAUGGCUUGGAGUUUGCGGUGGACGCGGUAUCUGGGGUGUAUCUCUAUAA
Messenger RNA from Penicillium waksmanii, 1161 nucleotides. RefSeq lists its product as uncharacterized. The transcript has 3 exons. The coding region runs from base 1 to 1161 and encodes 386 amino acids. Gene Ontology annotation, cellular component: nucleus. Gene Ontology annotation, molecular function: protein binding. The record is from RefSeq and is a predicted model, not a curated record. Lineage: Eukaryota; Fungi; Ascomycota; Eurotiomycetes; Eurotiales; Aspergillaceae.